GUCUAAUUGGCCAAUUAGGGCGUGCAGUGGGCGGAACCAGCAGACGCGUGUGGUCGGGAGGCUGUCAGUCACUCCGCAAGUCCACGCCCACCCCCGGCGUGAGAAAGGAGGUUCAGCGACGACUGUGCGGUUUCGUGUGUGUAGGCUGAGACACAGACACAUAUGACAGUUCACAGCGGAACUGCAGGACUGCAGAGGAGAAGAAUACAGCCACUUUUGCCAUGUUUUAGGAAAAUGUUUUACCUGCUUCCUUUCAGCCGUGUUGUUCACGGAUACGGACAAUGUCUGGGUUCGCGUCGCUAACUGUUGUUCCGACGUGACAGACGAGACGAGUGCUGGUAGACACCACAGCGUUUCUGCAGAUAGGCUACCACACACAAACUGACAGCACUUCUCACCUGAAGGACGAGCUGUGAAAGCCGGAGAAGGAGAAACGAUGGCGGGGCAAAACGACUGCUGUGUCAAAGUCUGUCUAAGGAUCCGGCCUCAGAUGGCGAAGGAGAAGAUCGAGGGCUGCCACAUCUGCACCUCAGUGACCCCAGGAGAGCCCCAAGUGCUGCUUGGUAAAGACAAGGCCUUCACUUACGACUUUGUGUUCGACAUUGAUGUCCAGCAGCAGCAGAUCUAUAGCGCCUGCGUCCACAAGCUCAUCGAGGGCUGCUUUGAAGGAUACAACGCUACAGUCUUUGCCUAUGGCCAGACGGGCUCAGGGAAGACGUACACCAUGGGCACAGGCUUUGAUGUGACUGUGGGCGAGGAAGAACAGGGUAUCAUCCCACGUGCUGUGCACCAGCUUUUCCAGGGCAUUCAACGACGGCGGCUGGAGGCUCAGGAAUGUGGCGCACACCUGCCGGAGUUCAAAGUCAGCGCCCAGUUCCUCGAGCUGUAUAAUGAGGAGAUCCUGGACCUGUUUGACAGCGCACGUGAUCCUGAGGCUCGAGGUAGGAAGUCCAACAUUAAGAUCCACGAAGAUGGAAGUGGUGGCAUCUACACCUCAGGAGUGACCUCGCGCCUGGUCAGCUCAGAGGAAGAGCUCCUCCAGUGCCUGAAACUUGGCGCUCUGUCUCGGACCACGGCCAGCACACAGAUGAACGCGCAGAGUUCCCGCUCUCAUGCUAUCUUCACCAUCCACUUGUGCCAGAUGCGAGUGUGUCCCCAGCCCAGUCUGGUAAAUGGGUCUGUAAAUGCUGAGGAGAAUGGAGUGGCUGAUGGCUCCAUCUCACAGCCUGAGUACGAGACCUUAACCGCCAAGUUUCAUUUUGUGGACCUGGCUGGAUCGGAGCGGCUCAAACGCACAGGAGCCACGGGAGAACGGGCGAGAGAAGGCAUCUCCAUCAACUGUGGCCUGCUGGCCCUGGGUAAUGUGAUAAGUGCACUGGGAGAUCAGAGUAAGAAGGCUGGUCAUGUCCCUUACAGAGACUCCAAACUCACUCGCCUGUUGCAGGACUCACUGGGAGGGAACAGUCGAACAGUGAUGAUUGCUUGCAUCAGCCCCUCAGACCGGGACUUCAUGGAAACGUUGAACACACUGAAGUAUGCUAACCGGGCGCGCAACAUCAAGAAUAAGGUGGUGGUGAACCAGGACAAGACCAGUCAACAGAUUAGCGCCCUGAGAGCUGAAAUCGCUCGUCUGCAGAUGGAGCUCAUGGAGUACAAAGCGGGAAAACGUGUGGCCUGUGAGGAUGGCUCAGAAGGUUUCAGCGACCUGUUCCAGGAGAACUCCAUGCUGCAGAAGGAGAAUGAUACCUUGCGGAUGCGCGUGAAGGCCAUGCAAGAGACCAUCGACCACCUCAACACCAGAGUCACUCAGCUUCUCACCAAUGAGAUCAACCUGCUGCUCACCAAGACAGGUGAGACUAAUGAGGAGAUUGGUAAUCUGAUUCAAAACUACAUCAGAGAGAUUGAAGAACUCAGGUCUAAGCUGCUGGAGAGUGAGGCAAUGAAUGAAUCCUUGAGACGCAGUGUGUCUCGUCUCUCUGCUCGCUCUCCUUACCCUGCCUCCCAUGCCUCCACCCCUGGGCUCCCACUGGGCUCCUCCCCCUCUGUUUCCAUGGAGGCAGAGAUGACGGAUGUGAUUCGUCGAGCCAAGUUGGACAUUGAGAGACUGAAGAAGAAGGAGAGGAAUCAGAGGCGCAAGAGUCCAGAGAGGGAGAAGGGCUUGAAGAAGAGAGCGAAGCUUCAGGCACAGGAGAACGAGCAGAAUGGAGAGAGUGUCCUGAGCAGAGAAAACGGAGACGGUGACUCUGAUAAUGAGCCUGAAGAAGAUGGCAUGUACCCACUUCCUGAGGAGGAGAGUGGCUGUGAUGAAGAUGAGGAGGAUGAGGAAGAAGAGAUCAGAGAGGAAGAAGAGUUUGAUAGUGAUGAGAGUCUGGUGGACUCGGACUCUGACUCCGAUGAAAAAGCUAACUUUCAGGCGGACUUGGCAGACUUGACAUGUGAAAUAGAGAUCAAGCAGAGGCUGAUCGACGAGCUGGAGAACAGCCAGCGGCGGCUGCUGACUCUGAAGCUCCAGUACGAGGAGAAGCUCAUUCUACUUCAGAACAAGAUCCGGGACACACAGCUGGAGAGAGACCGUGUAUUGCAGAACCUCAUGUCCAUGGAGAACUACACAGAAGAGAAGGCCAGCAAGAUCAAAGCAGAGUAUGAGAAGCGCUUGAAGGAGAUGAACAGGGAUCUGGUUAAGCUGCAAGCCGCGCAGAAAGAGCACGGUCGCCUACUAAAGAACCAAGGCCGCUAUGAGAGAGAGCUCAAGAAACUGCAGGCUGAGGUGGCGGAGAUGAAGAAAGCCAAGGUGGCACUGAUGAAGCAGAUGAAAGAGGAGCAGCAGAGGAGGAGGAUGAUUGAGGCCAAGAGGAACAGAGAGAUCGCUCAGCUCAAGAAGGAACAGCGACGGCAGGAGUAUCAGAUCCGUGCACUUGAGUCGCAGAAGCGUCAGCAGGAGAUUGUUCUGCGGAGGAAGACUCAGGAGGUAACGGCCCUGCGGAGGCUUGCUAAGCCCAUGUCUGAGCGUGUGGCCGGCCGUGUGUCCCGCCGGCAGCCCAGCCUUGACUCUGGAGCCGAGCUGUCUGCCAGCACUACCACCACCUCGUCUGAGCCUGAAUCCAGUCGCUCAGUCUCUAGCAUCGUGCGCCAGUGGAACUCCAAACUGAAUGGCUACCUGGGAGAGAGCGAGGGCAGUGGGGGAGGGAACCGGCUGGCUAGCAGCAGAAAAAAGUUCCAGAGAAAAGGUGUGAGCAGCAGCUUCUCAAAGACGGCACGGCAGAAAUGGCAAGCUCUGGAGAGGAGGGUCAUGGAUAUAGUGAUGCAGAGGAUGACCAUUUCCAACAUGGAGGCUGACAUGGACCGCCUUAUAAAGAAACGGGAAGAGCUGUCCAUGCAGCAGGAGGCGCUGUUGCGUAAACGAGAGAAACUCUUAAGUGAGGGGCCUGGGGAGGAUGAAGAUGAGAGAGUUGUUCAAGAGAUGAAUGAAGAAAUUGAGGUGCUCAACGCCAACAUUGACUACAUCAAUGACAGCCUGUCAGACUGCCAGGCCACCAUUGUACAGAUUGAGGAAACCAAGGAUGAGCUGGACUCAGUGGACACCUCAGUUGUCAUCAGCUCCUGCUCCCUGGCUGAAGCUCGCCACCUUCUGGACCACUUUCUGAAGGCUUCCAUAGACAAGAACUUGCAGGUGGCCCAGAAGGAGGCCCAGAUCAGACUGCUGGAGGGGCAGCUGCGUCAGACUGAUGUGAUUGGUUCUUCCCAGAAUCACAUGAUCCUGGAUGCCUUGAGAGAAAAGGCAGAGUGUAUCCCAGAGUUACAAGCUCUCAUUCAUAAUGUCCAACAGGAGAACGGCUAUGCCAGCACAGAUGAGGAGGUGUCAGAGUUCAGCCAGGCCUCAGAAACCAGUUACUCCCAAAUGAAAUCUUCAGCCAGUCAAGAUGACUUCAAGCUCAAGGCUGAACCUCGCAUCUCUGGACAAAUGAAGGCAGUGUCAGCUGAAUACAUAGGCCCCAUCCUCGACUUGACAACGAAGAACAUCACCAAGUCUCUGGCGUCUCUGUCUGAGAUCCAUGAGAAUGGCUUAGGCUUUGCUCUCCGCGAGCCCUACAGAGAAAGUGUGUCCCGCACAAUCAGCCUGCCGGUUCGAGGACACACAUUUCCCAGGCAGUCCAGAAUCUCAGACACAUCAUCUCCACUGACCAGGAGGCAGUCUUACGACAGGAGCCAGUACAGGCCUCCUGAAGUUGUCUACACACCUCCUUCCUCCCCUCCUCUUCGUACCCGAAAUGACCGCAAUGUUUUCUCCCGCCUUACCAGCAACCAGAGCCAGGGGUCUGCACUGGACAAGUCUGAUGACAGCGACUCCUCUCUGUCGGAGGUGCUCAGGGGGGUGAUCAGUCCCAUAGCCGGACUGAAGGGGGGCAGGACAGCUCCUCUGCAGUGUGUGGCUAUGGCCGAGGGACACUCUAAGCCUGUGCUGUGCCUGGACGCCACUGAUGAGCUGCUUUUCACUGGAUCCAAAGAUCGCACCUGUAAGAUGUGGAACCUGGUAACGGGGCAGGAGAUAGUCACGUUGAGGGGACACCCCAACAACGUGGUGUCCGUAAAAUACUGCAGCAGUUCCGGCCUAGUCUUUACCGUGUCCACUUCUUACAUCAAGGUGUGGGACAUCCGUGACUCAGCCAAGUGUAUACGCACCUUCACUUCCUCGGGUCAAGUGGUGUCAGGAGACGCCUGUGCAGGCACCACCACCCGCACCAUCACCACGGCCCAGGGGGAGUACCAGAUCAACCAGAUUGCCCUGAACCCCUCCGGCUCUGUGCUCUACGCUGCAGCAGGCAACACAGUGAGGACCUGGGACUUGAACAGGAUGCAGGCCACAGGGAAGCUGACAGGCCACAUUGGCUCAGUCAUGUGUCUAACAGUAGGCUAUUCUGGUGGUGGCAAAGACCAAGUCAUCACCGGUUCUAAAGACCAUUAUGUGAAGGUGUUUGACGUGGCAGAGGGUGCUCAGGGGAACAUUGGCCCCGCCCACAACUUUGAGCCUCCCCACUAUGAUGGCAUUGAGUGCCUGGCCGUCCAUGGUGAUGUCCUUUUCAGUGGCUCCCGUGACAAUGGCAUUAAGAAGUGGGAUCUGGAGCAGCAGGAACUGAUUCAGCAAAUUCCAAAUGCGCAUAAGGACUGGGUGUGUGCAUUGGCAUACGUACCUGGGCGGCCCAUGCUGCUGAGUGCCUGUCGUGGGGGCAUGCUGAAGGUGUGGAAUGUGGACAACUUUACCCCCAUUGGAGAGAUCAAAGGUCACGACAGCCCUAUCAAUGCCAUCUGCACCAACUCCAAACAAAUCUUCACCGCCUCCAGUAGUGACUGUAGGGUGAAGUUGUGGAGUUAUAUCCCGGGGUUAACACCCUGUCUGCCCCGCCGGGUUCUGGCCAUCAAGGGCCGAGCCACCAGCCUCCCCUGAGAGCCUCCACUAACACCUCCUGCCUCUGCUGCCCUCUGUGACAGAAUGGUGAAGAUCUGGAAUCUGAGGAUGGCAAAGAAGAGGUGACAAUUGAAGGGCUGUAAAGAUGGUCCUCUACGUUCCCUUAUCUUGGGCUGCUGACUGAUUGGUCACUACCAGUCUGGAGCUGCCUUGGCCUCUGAGGUCAGUGGUCAUGUUCAGUUGUGGCAGAGACGAGCCCACGAGGAGGUGAUGCAAUGGAAGAACGUUCGUGAGAAGUUGAAGGCAAUAGUGAAUCUAAGGUGCCAGUUUUUUUCCGUCUGUGAAUUUUUUUAAGCCACCAUAUUGGUAUUUUUUGACUUCACACCAAAUGAUGAGCGUAUGUUGAGUCGUUUCAUACCGCAUACAUUUGCAGAAAGUGUCCUUCUGUGCUCUUCAUUUUUUGAAGGAAAAGACAAAAUCCUUUCACAUCUUUAGAUGUAGCUGCUGAUACUCCUUUUGCUUGUUUUUUUGUUUAUUUAUUAUUUCAUGAAUGACAAACAAACCAAGAUAAAGGCCUUGGGAAGACACUUCUGAGCUAAGUGGUGGGGGAAAACACUUUCAUUUUUACCCCCCCAGAGAGCCAUAUGUUUUUGGUCUUUUGUUGACUGAAUAUCAGAGACUGUCUCAUAGUUAGUCAGCAUCCAAAACACUGCAGAAGAAGGAAGAGAAAUGUUUUCUUUUUUUACCAUCUGUUGGAGGAUCACUGGAAUAUAACCACUGGGUGCAACUGGGUACAAAUGCGACUGUUUGGAAUCCAACCUGUAUUGUGUAAUAGUAUUGGCACACUCACCCACCAUCAUCUUCCUUCAGAAAGUGUAUUUUGGACAUUCUUUGAAAAUCUACUCUGGACUUCAUUACAGUUUGGUGUCUUCUUACCCUUAACAAAACUUUGUACAGCUUCACAUCUGUAGAUCCACUUCCUCUACUUUCAAAGAACAUACUCUCUCUGUGGUUUCUCCUGUGCUGUGAUGUUUUUAUGUUCUCUACCUCAGGUUUAAAUGAGUUUUUGGGGUGUAAAACCCUCGCCGUUUGCGUUUUGGGGCCCUAGCUCACAUCCGUUUCCCUGUCUCGUUAUUACUCAUCUGUGAAUAGAGCACUCCCUGUGCUCCACGAGUCCCAUAUCCACACGCUGCUGAGCAGGCAGUUUGAGAGGACGACGCCAAUAAGCCCGGGCCAGCAGGGGCCCGCAGUGUGCAGUAAAACUGGCACUUUGCUCUAAUGAAGGCUGCGGUGCUUAAGCAGGCAGAAUGAGACUCACCCGUCAAAGGGGUACAAACGGGGGGUUGGAGCUAGAGUCCACUGAGAUUCAGUGUGCUUGAUAGCUUUCUUCUGAUACAGCGAAGACUGGGGGGUGCUCCAUUUGGUGCAGUGAUGCUGGAAUUGGAAUCCACAAGAGAGAGAAAAGCUCAUCUUGAUGUUUCUGCAUUGCUUGGUUGUUGAUUGAUGAACAAACAAAAAACACAACAUGGUGCACCCACUGCUGACUACACUUGAGCUAUCUCUAAAGAGGAGAUUGUUCUACGAACGCAUUUAUUAAAAAAAUGACAUUUUAUUUCAUAUCAUUUCCGAAACACAGCAGUUCUUUUGUGAAUAAGAGGGGUUUAUAAUUUGAGUUACAAUUUUGAAUUGUGCACAUGAGUGCAAUAGGAAGUUGGAUCAACUAGUUAGGCAUACAAAAAUUAAAGUGCAGUUAAAAAUAGUGGUGUUUGGGAACACUUUUCAAGAGGAUGAUAGCACAGCUCGAAUAUAAUACCAUAUCGAAAGCAAACAUCAACAAGCUGUAAGACAGAGAACUGUUUUGUCUGUGUUCUACGAGCGAAAUUGUGACGGCCGGCAGUGUAAAGAAAUCAGCAAAUUUAUAGAGAGGGUCGUGUUGGAUAGUUGCAAUCAAAUGAAGUACUGGAGUGCAUAGAGUCAAAGCUGGCCCUGCUGCUGAACUUUCAGUGUAUAGAACUUUCAGUAGCCUGUCAUUAUAUAUUACAUUCAUUUCGUCUUUAGUUUUUUAUCAUGUAAUCAUGACCAUUUAAUUGUCAGCCCCUCAGUUUAAAGAGACCGGAAUCUUAUACAGGGUAUGUUAAAUACAGUUACUUCAUAUAAAUGUUGAUGCUUAGCCCUGCUUAUUUGUAACAUGUUUUAUGGUCCAUACAAAGAACAUUGUAGUAUCUUAGCACAGAAGUCAGUUGAUGUGUGUGCUUGUAAAUCAGAUAUUUUACAGUGACUUUAAACACGGCUCAGAAAAAUUUCAGACAUGUAACUAUUCACUUUUGUAAUUAAUAUUUUGAUGGGCCACAUCAUUGAUUUUAGGCUUGACAGUUAUUAGUCAAUCGCCAACUAGUGAUGGUUAGUGAUCAGUCAAAAAAAUGGUUGCUGCACAUGUACUGUUAAGGAACAUUCUGUAUUCAGCUGAUUAAGCAACUGUUAGAUAAUGUGUUGAUAUAUAACAGGAUAGUGUGAAACUCCCAAAGGUUUUUGCAUCAGUUUUCUUUGUGUUAGGUAUUUUACCAACCAUGAACUGAUCAGUUCUCAAAACAAGAUAAAGAAGCACACACUGGGCUAAUGAAAACAGAGCCUGCCUCCUCGGGGAAUGCUACUAAAAUCCUAAAGAAUCUAUUUUUAUGAAUAUUGAUUUUCCACUCUACAAGGCGUUAUGAAGUUUUUUUUUUUCCCACAGCAGAAUCCAAGCAAUGGCAGAACAUCAAAUGCUUUGGGAUGCCUUUUGGGCAGUGCCCCAUCUACACAACAACUGAUAUUUGUGACUUCAUCUGGAAUUAUCAUGUAGGAUCCACCCCAAUUACUGCACUGUUUCUGCUCCCCUGGUAAAACAUCCAAUAAUAUGCAGAAACAGUGAUGGGAAGUAGGUCAGAUUCAGGGAUGUUUUUUCUUUACCCUCCUGAAGGAAAAAAAAAACAGGAGUUUCACUCCUUAUUAAAUGAAACAGGAAGCAGCCUCCCCGGUGCUGGAGGAGCAGCAUGCCUGAUGGGGGUAUGUGGGCGAUGGCGGGGUUCAUUUUGGCACAACACUAAUACACGCGUGUAUUUUUAGACCAUCAAUCAUCCUCUUCCAGGGCUGUGCUCUCCUCCCAGCCCCCAGAUUUACUGUCUUUUUUAAUGAAACAUAUUUAUCACCCUAAUCUGCCCAUCUUUUUUUCCUGGGCGGCCCCUGGCGGCUCUAUAUCUGCAGUAGCAGCUGUCUGUGGGUGCUCCCGCUGUCAAGACCCAAGCUCUGAUUUCCAGUGCUGAGGGAUGGAUUUGCUCUGCUAAAAGCCCAGCAGCACAGAUAGAUGCACCUCAAGUGGUGUUUAAGGAGUGUAGCUGGUGUCCCACUAAAACCUCACAGAUUUUUGCUUUUUUGCCCCCCACGUACUCAAUAUGAUGAUACACUGAAAAAGUGAUGCAUUAAAUUGAUUUCCACGAUUUACACAUGAAUAAAAUAUAUGACACAAUUUUGCCUUUUACUCACUUUGGGCAAUAGUUGUGUUGAUGUAGCGUUUUUCUAUUCAUGUACAAAUGUGCCCAGUGGAAUCAUGUAAAUUUGAUGCAUUACUUUUUUCAGUGGUUAAGCAUGAAUCAGAGAUUGUUGUAAUGCUACACUCUUAAGAAUAAAAAAUGGUAGAAAUGCUUCUGGGGAGUGAUUCCACAGAAGACUGCUUUUUCUUCCCAGAAGAGCCUUUCAGUGGACGGUUCUUUAAAGAAACGUUUCUCUAAAUGAGAUGUGAGUGUGAGGAACCUUUGAAGAAUCUCCACAUGAUGAAAAAUGAAUGGUUUUUGCUAGAAAUGUGCAUUCAAGUCAAGAACCAUUAAGGAAUCUAAAAAUUUCCAUUCCAUGCUUAUGUUAUGUUUCCAUUCCAUGCUUAUGUUGUUUUGUUCUUUUUUCCCUCUAGAAAGGUUAUUAUGUGAAGCUGCUAUCAGUCUUUCCAAGCUACUCCAAAAUGGUUGAUAUGAAAAUAUAAAGUGUGAUAUGAGACCUAAAAGUCUCAGUUGUAAGUGUAUAGUGUUGAUGUUCACUCUGAUCUAACUAAAUUGCUGCAUCAUCUCAUACUCAGUAAUGACUAGGAGAGUCUUUUGAAACCUUCAGAAGUAAUUAAGAGCAUAAGAGGUAUAGGAAUAGGAGUCUAUGUAUAGUCUUAUAUUGCUGUUUGGAGGCUAUUAUUCUAAGUAGGCACUAGACAGUGUGAGUUCUUCUCCCUGCCAAAGUACACUCUUCAAAGCUAUAUAUAUCUAACGUUUAAGAUUUAUAUACAGUACUAUGCAAAAUCAGAGACCUUAAAUUUACUUUAACAACUUUUAUUCAGUUUCAAGUCAAAACAGCUAUUAAGCAUUUUAUUCAAGUAUUUUUGAAAUGAUUAGAUAUGCACUUGCUUAAGAAAAUGAGAUGUCAAGGUUUCAGAACUGGAAAUCAAAAAAAAAAAAUACUAAAAGAAAUAGAGAAAA
This is a messenger RNA of Pygocentrus nattereri (red-bellied piranha), 9894 nucleotides long. RefSeq names its product kinesin family member 21B (gene kif21b). The record is from RefSeq and is a predicted model, not a curated record. Lineage: Eukaryota; Metazoa; Chordata; Actinopteri; Characiformes; Serrasalmidae. Gene Ontology annotation, biological process: mitotic spindle organization; microtubule-based movement. The transcript is spliced from 35 exons. The coding region runs from base 437 to 5443 and encodes 1668 amino acids. Gene Ontology annotation, molecular function: microtubule motor activity; microtubule binding; ATP binding.